Messenger RNA from Xiphophorus maculatus (southern platyfish), 1002 nucleotides. RefSeq names its product olfactory receptor-like protein OLF4. Gene Ontology annotation, molecular function: G protein-coupled receptor activity. NCBI's taxonomy places the organism in Eukaryota, Metazoa, Chordata, Actinopteri, Cyprinodontiformes, Poeciliidae. Gene Ontology annotation, cellular component: membrane. The record is from RefSeq and is a predicted model, not a curated record. Gene Ontology annotation, biological process: G protein-coupled receptor signaling pathway. The transcript has a single exon. The coding region runs from base 1 to 1002 and encodes 333 amino acids.
AUGUCCUCCACUAAUCACACUCAGUUAAAUACCACCUUAGAUGUGCAGCGUCAGGGAAUCCUAGGAGUGGUGUUUUUUUCCACUGUGACGACUUUGCCAUGCUGUGUGUUUCUUUUCAUCAAUGUGACAAUGCUGUAUACGUUGAGGAGUAAAGAGGUGUUUCGAGAGACCUCUCGUUAUAUUCUACUGUUUAACCUUCUGUUUUCAGACACCGUCCAGCUGGCACAUAGUCAAUCAAUGCUUUUACUGUCUACCUCUAGAGUAACGAUGCUGUAUUCUGUAUGUGUGGGCUUGACUGUUCUCAACAAUCUGACACAUAGCGUUUCUGUUAUCACACUGGUGGUUAUGUGUCUAGAGAGAUACAUAGCUGUGUGCUUUCCAUUCAGACACAGUGUGUUAAUCACCACAAAAAACACAGGAGUGGUUAUUUGUAUCACCUGGUGUUUCAGUUCACUAAAAGACAUUAUGCAGAUGAUUCUAGCUUUAAAAAUGUUUUUACACAAUGUAAGCCCAGUCCAGAUGCAAGAUUUCUGUGGUAAAGACAAUGUGUUUGUUGAUCCAGCUUCUCUUAUUUUUAACAGAGCUUUCACUUACUUUCUGUUUGUAUUAGGUGGUGUAGCUGUUGUUUUCUCCUAUAUUGGUAUCAUUGUAGCAGCUCGCUCGGCCUCCACAGACAAAGCUUCAGCCAACAAGGCGCGAAGGACUCUGCUGCUGCAUCUGCUGCAGCUGGGCCUCACACUGUCCUCCACGAUACACAACUCAUUGCUCAUAGUUAUCUCAAAUAAUCUAGACAGGGUGCAAUCUGCGAACAUGCAGAUUGUCCUUUAUGUUUGUGGUAUUGUCCUUCCUAAAUGCCUGAGCUCCCUUAUAUACGGCCUCAGAGACCAGACUAUUAGACCUGUUCUUAUGGUGAACCUCACCUGUCAGUGGAGAGGCUCAGCUUUCAUUUCCAACGUCCAAGCUAAACAUAAAAUCAAAGUACCUGUAAAGCAACUGAUUUAA